Scophthalmus maximus (turbot) is the source of this 2530-nucleotide messenger RNA. It is a transcript of the gene pdia8, whose product is annotated as protein disulfide isomerase family A, member 8. Gene Ontology annotation, molecular function: protein disulfide isomerase activity. The transcript is spliced from 13 exons. NCBI's taxonomy places the organism in Eukaryota, Metazoa, Chordata, Actinopteri, Pleuronectiformes, Scophthalmidae. Gene Ontology annotation, cellular component: endoplasmic reticulum; cell surface. The coding region runs from base 305 to 1789 and encodes 494 amino acids. The record is from RefSeq and is a predicted model, not a curated record. Gene Ontology annotation, biological process: protein folding; response to endoplasmic reticulum stress.
UACGUCUUUCUUUUCUCUAAAAGCAGUUAAUGACUAGAUCGGACUUAUUUGAUGUCAUCUUUUGUGGGAGAGUCACGUGUCGUAGUUCCUCACAUGUGUUUUAUUGAGUAUAAUUGAUUCACUCGUGGACUUUGUAAAUUUCAAGUGUUGUUAGACGUUGGUCUUUUAUUUUGAAGGUCCCGGUCGGAAACGUGCGUACCGCAGUCCACCUUUAACUGUCGGUGUAACGGGAGGACGUCGGUAACGUCUCGUCCGUCGUGUUAGCUCGUUCUUCCACCGGAGAGUCGGUGGUCGCUCCUCCGUCAUGGCGGCCGCUGUCCGCCUCCUUCCCGCCGUCACGCUCGCGCUCGUGUCCCGGUUUCCCGCCGCGGGGUGCGCGCGCAGGGACGUGCUCGAGCUCGGGGACGCGGACUUCGACUACCUGGCGACGGAGCACGAGACGAUGCUGGUGACGUUCUACGCUCCAUGGUGUGGUCACUGUAAGAAGUUGUCUCCAGAGUUUGACAAAGCAGCGAGGAGACUGAAGGGGAGCGUCCAGUUAGCAAAGGUGGACUGUACAUCUCACUCACAGACCUGUGAACGUUUUGGGGUCUCUGGUUAUCCGACUCUGAAGAUCUUCAGGAAUGGGAGAGACUCCGCCCCCUACGAUGGACCUCGCACUGCAGAGGGGAUCUAUCACUACAUGAAGAAGCAGACGGGUCCAGACUCAGUUCACCUGCAGACUGAUGAAGACCUGCAGACCUUCAUCACUCACUACGAGGCCAGUGUCGUCGGUGUGUUUCCAGGUGCGGCAUCUCGUCUGUCAGACUUCCUGAAAGCUGCAGGUCUUUUGAGGGAACAGUUCCGAUUCGCUCACACCACCGACCUGCGACUCGGCGCCGAGUACGGAGUUCAGUCUGAGAGCGUGUUGUUGUUCCGACCUCCCAGACUCCGCAAUCGGUUUGAGGAUGAUGUGGUCGUCUUCUCUGAUCACAUGACCAUCACAUCCCUGAGGCGCUUCAUCAGAGACAACAUCUAUGGUCUGUGUCCUCACAUGACUCUGGAGAACAGAGAACGUCUGAGAGGUCGUGACCUGCUGACGGCAUUUUACGACCUGGACUAUCACCACAACACACGGGGCUCCAACUACUGGAGGAACAGGGUGAUGAAGGUGGCUUCACAGUACACUGGGCGGGGCCUGACGUUCUCAGUAGCCAAUAAGAAGGACUUCCUGUCCGAGCUGGAGGACGACUUUGGUCUGGGAACAUCGGACGGAGGAGAACUGCCGUUCGUCACGAUCCGGACUAAACUGGGCCACAAGUUCACCAUGAGGGAGGAGUUCACGAGGGACGGUCGUUCCCUGCAGAGGUUCUUAGACGAUUACUUCGCGGGUCGACUCAAACGUUAUGUCAAGUCGGAACCUGCGCCAGAGAGAAAUGCUGCCGCCGUAAAGGUGGUCGUAGCUGAAACGUUUGAAGACGUCGUCAAUGACCCGGAGAAAGACGUUCUGAUCCAGUUCUACUCUCCGUCCUGUCUACACUGCAAGAAACUGGAGCCGGUCUACAGAGAGCUGGCUGACAGGCUGUACUCGGAUCGGAACAUCGUCAUCGCCAGGAUGAACGCCGUCAACAACGACGUCCCGCUGGGCUACGACGUCCAGGGGUAUCCGACCAUCUACUUUGCCCCGGUGGGUAAAAAGGAUGAACCUAUACGAUACCAGGGGCCUCGAGAACUCAAAGACUUCCUGAACUUUCUGAAGCAGAAGGCAGGUCGCGGCGCGGCGUCCAGCGGGUCGAGGGAUGAACUCUGACACGUCAUCGUCCACCGAUCGGACCUGACUGCUUGUUUCCAUGACGACAAGCGUGUAGCGUGGCGACGAGACGGGAUCCCGCUCACAGACCUGGACCUGGACCAGAGACAGGAAGUGAUGAGAGCACAGCUGCGUGGACACCUGUCCGUCAUGAUGUCACACCUCCUGACAUCCAUCACCCAACUGCCUGCGGUCACGUGACUGUCAGCUGUUUUUAUUUUAUUUAUUUUAUUUUUUCUUAUGAAUGGAGCAUGCUCAGUCUCCACCAGGGUUCUUUGCAAAGCAUCCUGGGAAACGUAUUGACUGAGUGACACAACACGUGAGCCCCAUAUUUUUACAACAUGAAUCCUCGGCUGAAAUUCUUUUUUUUAACCGACACAAAAAAAGAAGAAUCUCUGGUUCCUAUAAAAUUUAUUUAUUUAUUUAUUUGUUUGUUUAUUCAUAUAUUUAUUUAUUUAUUUUGAACCAAAACAAAGUCACAAAUUUCUUUAAAACAUAAAAAAAAAAAUUCUAGUGAAUAAAAUACAGAGAAAUAAAAUUGAAUCAAAGAAACCUUUUUUUUUACUCAAAAUGUUCUCGGUGAGAAAAAAAGUGGUCGAGACCGCGCAUGAGAAGAACAUGAUGGAAAAAUUUAAACUUUUAUUUGUCUUACACGCUGAAAUAUUGUCGUGAUUGUAUUUGAAAGAAAAUUCUGAAUCCCUGUUAAAAUAAAGGUUCAAAGGAAACGAGUUGACACGAGAA